GCCGUCUGUCACAGUUUAUUUCUUUUGUUUAUACCGGAGCCAUCUUGACUUGAUGUGGCGCAGAGAUGUGACGUAUAAGACGGAAGCUACUCAGAGCGCACGCGUCGUGUCUGUAGACACCAGUGAGAGAUGGAGCUUCAGUCUGGGAGGACAGAAACAGUGAAGGAGGGAGGGGUGAGACAGACAGGAGGAGAUGAGGAGGAGGGAGUGACGGCGGCAGGAGGAGGGGUAAAGAAGGCUGGGACAAAGAGGAGACAUGAGGAAGAGGACGAUGAAGAGGAGACUUCACCCACCAAGAAGCAGGUGAUGGAUCACAGCGUGAAGGUGGCCACUCACUACAACAGUUUGCAGGAAGUUGGUCUGGCCGCUCGAAGUCGAAGCAGAAUCUUCUUCAUGAGGAACUUUAACAACUGGCUGAAAAGCAUCUUGAUUGGUGAGAUCCUGGAGCAGGUGCGAGGGGCGGGGUCUCGGCAGGUAUCGGUGUUGGACCUUGGCUGUGGAAAAGGAGGAGACCUGCUGAAGUGGAGGAGAGGCGGGAUCAGUCACCUGGUCUGUGCAGAUAUAGCAGCAGUGUCGGUGGAGCAGUGUCAGAGUCGUUAUGAAGAGAUGAAGAAGAAAAGUCACUUUAAUGAGAAAAUCUUCAGCGCUCAGUUCAUCACUGCAGAUUGUUCUAAGGACGUGUUGUCUGCGAAGCUGGAUGAUCCCAAGCUCCUGUUUGACGUGUGCAGCUGUCAGUUUGUUUAUCACUACUCGUUUGAGAGCGAGCAGAAGGCGGACAUGAUGCUGAGGAACGCCUGCGAGCGUCUCAAACCAGGAGGUUACUUCAUCGGAACGACGCCGGACGCCUUCGAACUCGUGAAACGCUUGGAGGCAUCGGACUCUCUGUCGUUUGGUAACGAGGUUUUUAAAGUUUCCUUUCAGUCCAAAGGUUCUUAUCCUCUGUUCGGGUGUCAGUAUCACUUCAGCCUCGACGACGUGGUCGACGUUCCUGAGUUCCUCGUCUACUUUCCCCUCUUUGAACACAUGGCGAAGCGUUACAACAUGCGUCUGGUGUUGAAGCAGAGAUUCUCUGAGUUCUCUGAGGAGAAGGUGAUGAAGGAGCAUCAUCGUAGCCUCAUGAUGAAGAUGAUGGCUUUAGAGCCGUUUCCCUGUGAGGAUGGAGGUCGACAGGCUACAGACGGCACAGGAGAGUACCGCCAUGCCAAAGAGCACUGUAGCAGAGCUGGAAUCAAACCACCAGUGGGCACUCUGAGCAGAUCUGAGUGGGAAGCAGCCAGUAUCUAUCUGGUAUUUGUGUUUCAGAAGAUGGGUUUUGACUGAAGAGAAAAUCUUCUUCAGCGUGUGAAGUGAGCAGCUGCUCAUUUGUUUAUCUUGUGUUUUGUACAGUUUACCUGUAAAAUCAGUGUUUGUUAAAAUGUGAACUGUUCUGGUUUGUUGAAAGUGAUUAAAAACAAAUGCAA
This is a messenger RNA of Toxotes jaculatrix (banded archerfish), 1460 nucleotides long. It is a transcript of the gene rnmt, whose product is annotated as RNA (guanine-7-) methyltransferase. The coding region runs from base 130 to 1320 and encodes 396 amino acids. Gene Ontology annotation, cellular component: nucleus. NCBI's taxonomy places the organism in Eukaryota, Metazoa, Chordata, Actinopteri, Toxotidae. The transcript is spliced from 11 exons. Gene Ontology annotation, biological process: 7-methylguanosine mRNA capping. Gene Ontology annotation, molecular function: mRNA 5'-cap (guanine-N7-)-methyltransferase activity. The record is from RefSeq and is a predicted model, not a curated record.